AGUCGGCCAACCAUUGUUCCGCGUUGAUUACCCGCUCUUGAUUAUGUUGUGUAUCUUUGCUGAUGGAGCUCAACUUUUACUGUGUUUUUCUUGAAAAUCCGCUUUUCAGGCCCAUCGCCGUCAUGCUGGGCUAGUGAUUUUCCCCGCAACAGCCACCUGGGAUGGACGAGGAAUCCUCGGAAAUAGCCAUACCGGACAUGACCGAUUCUCUGGCGAAUAAACCCGAGUCAAACGAAAGAACUGAGGAGCACGCCGAGACGAAUAUCGUCGAGCAUUCGACGGAAACUGUCGAAACGAUCCCCGUGAGUGCGGUACCUGUUUCUCUCCCGGUUGGAUCUCUGAUAAACGUGAGCGGCUCCACAACUGCUUUCAAUGUCAUCACAGCCGAUAGACUUCAGUUGUCUGGAGAGUUCCAAAAGAUCCUAUGCGUGGAGAACAAUUGUAUCAGCUGUGAUCAAGGAACAAAAUUUGGAGCUGAUCCUUUGCGAACCUGGGUGAGGGAUGAGAAUGGUGAACUGAAAGCAACACACAUAGUUAUUCAAGAGGCAAGCGACAGCCAGGAGGAGCAACAAACUGUCAAUCAGCAAGAUUGCCUGACCACAACUUAUGCUGCAGCUGCCAACUGCCCGAUUCUACCCAUCAGAUGCAAGAGUACUAAUGCUGAGCUUCAUAAAUCAAAAUUUGGCUCUGGUGGAAGGGGGCGCUGCAUCAAACUCGGUGAUACAUGGCACACUCCCAACGAGUUCGAAGCACUUUGUGGAAGAGCAUCAAGUAAAGAUUGGAAAAGAAGCAUCAGAUUUGGAGGACGCAGCUUGCAAGUUCUUAUAGACGCAGGCAUUUUGUUACCACAUGCCACCAGUUGUAUUUGUGCUGCUUGCUGUGGAGAUGAAUCAGCAAGUGGACCCGUUAGAUUAUUUACCCCGUAUAAACGGCGGAAAAGGAGAGAAGAUGAACAUGAUAGCGGUCAUCGCAAGGUCAAAAAAAUCAAACGCUGCUCGGAUGGAACCAGUAAUGACGAGGACGAAAGUAAUGAUGAUUCCAAAGAUGGUGAGCCACUUCUGAUGAUAAAUGGAAGUAACCGUCGUUGGAGCCAGGAUGGAGUACCAGUCAAGACUGAAUUUAGUGGCGGAAUCAAAUCAGCUAGUGCUGCUGUAAACUCAGUGACUGAAACAGCCCAAACAGUCAUCGAUUCCAUCGAGUCAGUUACUGCCGAGAAGGAUGAUACUGGCUCAAGUGAUCCUUUCACCAAAGUAGAAAAUGUUGCCAACAAAUUAAUUAAACUUGCAUAUCAACUAAAGAAGUCAGUUGAGGAAAGUAGAGCGCAGUGGCAGAGGGAAGUGUCCACUCUAGAAGAAGCUUUGCGGAAAGAAAAGGAAAAUGCUAUAUUGAACAGUCGAGUCGACACUCAGCGAGUUGUCGACGAUUCUUCAGUCCAUUUUGUAAAUUCAUUGAAUUCUGUUAGUCUCCAGCCAACUGCAGAUAACAAUGAACAGAAGAAGUGUGCCAACUGUGAUAGGGAAGCGUAUGCAGAGUGUUCCUUGUGUCGCCGAACGCCAUACUGUUCGAUAUUCUGUCAGCGGAAAGACUGGGCUGUCCACCAGGUGGAAUGUGUUCGCUCGGAUCCAAACAGUAUUAUGCUGAUCGUGGAAACGGCAGAUGGUGUCGUCAACUGAUUGUAAGCUCAAGAUUUUUAGUUUUAUUUCAUCAUCAACUCAGCCUGUUCUCAGACUACUUUAAAAUCCAAGCAGUAAUUGCAGAACCAAAGCACCAGAUGCAGAUGAUAUUGAUCAGUGAUUUUGAUGACGUCUGCAUGUAUUCAAACAAUUAGUUCAAAUUGAUAUACUAGUCACCCGCAGGUUUGACUUCCUUCAAAAGUCUGAUAUGAACUCACACUGUUCAUAGUUCCUCAGUGUCUCUGUGCUGCAAAUGGAUUAUUGUUAACUGUGAUAACAACUUUAAGUUUUAGUGUUUUGAAUAUCAUGAUCUUCAAUGGGGUAGUUGCAAGGAAUUUGUUUAAUCCGAACCUUAAAGUUUGAGGUCUACAGAGUAUUGAGGAAUUUUUUAAAAAAAAUUCCAUUCACUGGAACUUUACGGAAUAGCACAACAGAUGACGCUUUGGCUCGGUAAACACUCGGUCAAGAUAGGGGUGAUGGCGCUGGGCCGGGCCUUGUAUACUAACUGAUGUCACAGCGAAUGGAAAUCGUUUAUUUUAUUACUGCAAUUUAUCGACUUUUAAUAGAGCUUUUGACUCAAUUUCAGAACUUGCAAAUUCAAAAAACGCUUUUUCGCGAAAAGUUCUGCUAGAAACAGUAAUCAGAUCUAAAAUCACAGCUGCAUGCAACUACCCCAUUUCCUAAUUCUUUAAGCUCAAAUUGAAUCAAUGAUUUUGCAAAUGCCAUCCUCAGUUUUAGUAGAAUUAGAUGUUAAUGAAAAAAUUUAGUCAAAGAUAAGUUGAUUUGGCUCCCUUUAACUCACUGUUCGUUCAGUACAUCUGAUCUUUUUUUACUCUAAAAGUUUUGAUCUUAGCUCGCAUUGAUUUUUUAACUUCCAAUUUGACCUGUGUAUGGUAAAGUAAGCUAGAGGUAAAUAAUAUGCAGUUUUCAUGUACUGUGAAAGUCCUAGGAAGCUUUCAAGAAAUUGAAGCAUGGAGGUACCAGUGAGGAAAAAUAAAUUUUUCAAGUUUCUUUAAGUUGUGUGGGCUUUACCCCAAACCACUCUGUGAUAUCUUAUGGGUGCUCUGAACAUGGUGGCCCUGAAAGGGCCGGUUGAGUACUGAAUCUUAAUGGGCCUGGAUGAUGUGCUCUGGGCGAUGGAGCUACUAGACAGCUGAAUAACAACAGGUGUGGACCGGCUUAAGUGACACAAGGGCUGGGUGGUGCUACUAAUAUAGCACCGGCAGGCAGGUGUAGGACCUAAUGAGAAGAAAGUGAGAGAUGGACUGUUGCCAUUGAAUGGUGGCUGGCUAGCUGCCGCAGUACCUUCUACGGUCGAGACAGAGUCUGCAGGUGCUUGGUGAACACAGGAAAGUGGUAUUGUACUCACUUUUUUGAGGUCCGAUCCUUUAUUUCUGUGUGUGGUGGUUAUCUGAUGGCCAUUUUGAGCUUUAGAUCAUCAUCAUGUGUAGGUAUUUUUGCGAAUAUUUGCUGUCAAUUAUAAAACACUAAAUAACAAGAAAACUGUACAGAGUGCAUACUUCUGAUCACUAAUUACUGAAAUGAUUAAAAUUCAGAAAUAUUACUGGACUAAAUGUACUUCGUUAUUACUUUGCUUGUGUUGACUGGUUUAUCACUCCUGAGUAAGUUUCUCGGUCAGUGUCGUUUUUCUCGUUACUCAAAAAUUCUUCUCUCACCUAAAGAAGUUAUUUCGCCUCUUUGUCAUUCUCCAUUGCCUUUGAUUGUAACUCCCUGGAAGCAGUACAAGACAUAAAAAACCUGCCAUAUUCCUUGCUCUUUGCGAUGCCUCUUUGUUACUGGGUGAGUUGAGCAAAACUCCUAUGCCUAGUUGAAUUGAGUUGUCAAAGCACCUUAUUUUUUUUUUCACAAACAAUAUGGGAGCAAAGCCCAAAAACUAUACAAGAGAAAAAACAGCUGAUAAACAAAAGAAGAUAACGACCACAGAGAAUUUGACAAUAACAAAAGUGAAAGAAAGAAAAGACAUAGCAAAGAAGAAACAAGUCACUCAUCAAGGUCGAACUCCAAGGCCCACACCUUCACUAAAAACUUUAAAGGUAAAAGCUCAUAUAGGCUUUGACGGCCAGGUGCUCGAGUGAUUGGUGGCCCUAAAAAGGGCCGUUUUCAAAUGGUGCGGCGACGACUGUUGGCGAGUCGUCUUCUCUGCGGGCAGCCGGUUUGGGACGUCUUCGGCUGGUCAGGAUGUACGGUCAGAGCGGCAAUGACAGGUGGACGGCCAGGUGACGAGAGCUGAUGGAUGUGACCAGGUGGGCGGUCAGGCGUAGAUUGAUUUCGAUCGUGCGCGCCGGCUGAUUAUAUAGCCGGCGGCAGGUGGGUCGCCGCCCAAUCAGUGCGCGGGCAGGUAACCGCUAGUGGCGGAGGAGCCGCCACAGGAUUCCCCUCGGUUCCAGACGGAGUCUGUAGCGGGGGUUGUAGAAGACUGAAAUAGUAUCACCUCGGGUGGCUUCAUCAUUGGUGUUCGGCAAAAGCAAAAUCUGUGCGUACACCUUGCUGGCGGAUUGGUGCAGCGGCAGAGGUUUCGACAGCAUCCGCAAGAAGCGCAGAUUUGUGGGUGGAAAGAUCUGUCGGCUUCGUAGCGGAUGAUUGGAGGUGCGUGUGCUAGAAUCUCCGGUGGAACGAGUUGCAAGAAUUUACGUUCCACCGUGAAGGCUGCUGCUUUGGGUUUGACCAUGAUUCCCGCGUUGGCAGGUAAACUGUUAGACACCCUGGGUUUUGCUGGUUUACGAGGCUGGUAAAGUGCUUGUCUGUUUCGCCCGAUAGUUAACCCAAAUUGACGGGCGUACUCAAGACACUCUUGCAACUCAAGAGACAUCGAGCUCCAACCCCUGACCAGCCGAAUGAGAAUGGAAUUUUGACUGAGACUGCCUCUCCAGACAUGCUCUACUACCUCUCAGUGGCGACAGGAAAUGGAGACAGAAUUUUUUCCUCGCCAUGUGUGCAAUAAAAAUUACUUCUUGUACAAUGAAAAAAAUUCAUUAUUCAUGAACCCCUUGUGACUAGGCCACCCGGCUCUGGGGCCCAGCACACAAUACAGAAUGAAGUUCUGAAAGGAAAACUACUAAAUGAAUCUUUUGGACAAACAGAGGCACGACCGGAAAGAUACACGCACUAUUUAAAAGGAUUUAGGUAUGGUUGGGGGACACGUCCCCCAACCUUUCAAAGAUGAUACUCACAUCGUGAAAACAGUCCGAGGCUUCUCCACCUGAGUCAAAACUACAACUGACUCCCCAGCGGCUCAGGGCACGCCAUCUCUGAUUGGUCGAUCCAUCAUCAUUCGGCAACUGCAACCAAUCAGAGAUGCCCCGUCCAGAACCACUGGGGAAGUGUCGCCCUCUGGCGAAACUACCAGAAAGCCAUUCUCUCUGAUACAUUACCGUGCUACACCCUUGGUUUGAAAAACUUACUUAAAAAAACCCAAUUAUUCGGAUGUUUCAGUCUUAUCUUAUUCAACUGUUUGUGGUAUGAUUCAUUGUUGUUGAUAGUCCUCAAAGAGCAGCCAUACACUGAUAAAUUUUCUGCGCCAACACUAGGGUGGAGCGUUUUUGGGCUAUGAACCCCUUGGUUUGAAAAACUCACUAAAAAAACCCAAUUAUUCGGAUGUUUCAGUCUUAUCUUAUUCAACUGUUUGUGGUAUGAUUCAUUGUUGUUGAUAGUCCUCAAAGAGCAGCCAUACACUGAUAAAUUAUCUGCGCCAACAGGCCAACACCUGAAAAGAAUUUUCAUGUUACAUAUAGAAAGAUAUGAUCCGGUAUUGUGUUAGAUGUAAUUAUACCUAGAAAUGAUAUUUUUCCGUUUAAAUCAUUUCUCCAACUUUAAUAACCAUGUUCUUCUUAUGCUUAAGGAUGAUUCCUUCUGAAUACAAUUUCCGUUGAAUACGAUUACGUUUAAAUACGAUUAAAAUUGAAUAUUUGAUAACUUCAAGUCUGCUUCUGAACACUUUUAAACUUAUUGAUAUUUUCAUCAUGUCAGAGCAUAAUUAAAUCAAAUUGAGAACUACCAAACUGAAUUGGACUUCAUUCGACAGAGGAGAUUCUAACUACAAACAAAGUUUAGAGAAAAGUUGUCUCUUCUGAAGUAUAGUGAUGAAUUGCACACGAAAGGCAGUGUGCAAGAGAGAUAUAAAACGUAGCUUACAGUUCAGGUCUGGAAUCAAAAAAAAUCCUGUGCCAGACGUAAUGUGACACAUCACUACAAACUGAGUCAUAUUAAAACUUACUUUUUCAGCAAGCCAAAUGUAAGUUCACUGACUCAACUAAAAUCAUUCACCAAACACAUUUUGUUGUAAUCAAGCCAAAACAUUUAGUAGCAAAUACAGAUGCAAAACAUUGCAAUGAAUGCCAACAUUGCAUCUACAAAUAUUUUACACUGUUUGCGAGCCUGAGGGGCAUCUUCCUCAAAAUUUUCAGAUUUUUUGAUAAAUUGAGAGUAUUGCUUCUCUGUAACAAAGUUUGAAGGAAAGACUUUUGGGGGGCUCUUUAGAAAUGUCACUAGGGUACUUUCAUGUAAGUGAUGGAAAUGAACAUACCUUCAAUCCAUUGCUUUUUGACGUAAGCAAGGAGUUCAGCAAAUUUUCCACAUACAUGUUUCCUGAUCAUUCUUUCUAUUUUCUUUACCCCCCUGCUCAUGUCCCCAUGUGGCAACAGAGGGAGUGCCAAAAUGCAUCCUAAGAUUCGUCGUCCCUUAGCCGUUGUGACCAGACGUUUCAUGUGUAGCUUCAAACAUUUCUUGAUAACAUUCUGGAGAGAGGAGAAGAGCAAAAGAAAAGUCUUUUGGAGGGCUCUCAAGAAAUAUCACAAGGGUACUUUCAUAUAAGUGAUGGAAAUAAACGGACCUUCAAUCCAUUGCUUUUUGACAUAAGCAAGGAGUUCAGCAAAUUUUCCACAUCCAUGUUUCCUGAUCAUUCUUUCUAUUUUCUUUACCCCCCUGCUCAUGUCCCCAUGUGGCAACAGAGGGAGUGCCAAAAUGCAUCCUAAGAUUCGUCGUCCCUUAGCCGUUGUGACCAGACGUUUCAUGUGUAGCUUCAAACAUUUCUUGAUAACAUUCUGGAGAGAGGAGAAGAGCAAAAGAAAAGUCUUUUGGAGGGCUCUUAAGAAAUGUCACAAGGGUAUUUUCAUAUAAGUGAUGGAAAUAAACGGACCUUCAAUCAUCACUCAUUCCAAAUCGUUCCAGAAACUCAGAAACAGGUUCUGCCAUAUCCUUGAGGUCUCCUAGAAUCCAAGGUUGGGUUUGGCUUCGUUGAUGAUACAAAGCAUGGCUUUGUUUGAAUUGGAACUAGUUCUGUACAGCCUCAGGAGGAAGCCCAAAAGACAGAAUUUUUCUCCGCCAUGUGUGCAAUAAAAAUUACUUCUUCUACAAUGAAAAAAAUUCAUUAUUCAUGAACCCCUUGGUUUGAAAAACUUACUUAAAAAAACCCAAAUAUUCGGAUGUUUCAGUCCUAUCUUAUUCAACUGUUUGUGGUAUGAUUCGUUGUUGUUGAUAGUCCUCAAAGAGCAGCCAUACACUGAUAAAUUUUCUGCGCCAACACCUGAAACAGAAUUUUUCUCCGUGCCAUGUGUGCCAUAAAAAAUUACUUCUUUAUCACUCAUUCCAAAUCGUUCCAGAAACUCAGAAACAGGUUCUGCCAUAUCCAUUGUACAGGUCCGGCUGAACCGUACUAUAUAGAAAUAAAUAUAAAAAAAAAGAACUAGACAGGAUACUAACACAAUAAUGAACACCAGGGGAUUUGUUGAGCAAGCCAUGCUGUGGGCCUAAGCGAACACAGUACACAGGACAAAAACUGAAGAGUGACUAACUAAAAAGAAAA
Molecule: messenger RNA, 7494 nt
Organism: Bemisia tabaci
Lineage: Eukaryota; Metazoa; Arthropoda; Insecta; Hemiptera; Aleyrodidae
Product: deformed epidermal autoregulatory factor 1
Biological process (GO): regulation of transcription by RNA polymerase II
Cellular component (GO): nucleus
Molecular function (GO): DNA binding; DNA-binding transcription factor activity, RNA polymerase II-specific
Source: RefSeq, a predicted model, not a curated record